GGCGGAGAGGAGCGGCCCUUUGUUUGUUUACAUUGGAGAUUUUUUGUUGUGAGAGCUGCCAUGCGAUUAUAUUAGCUGCGGAAAAUUGAUACUGCUAUGCUUCGAAAUUAAAUUAAUUAGGGAAGAUCAAACUUGAACAUUCCGCAAUGGACCCGAUCGUUGUUAAAUUUGAGCAGCUGUGCCGGAUUUGCUGCUUCGCUUCCUCUGAUACGGCCAAGCAGUCCUUCAACAUCUUCCACGGAGCCUCCUCUGCAAGCAUCCGAGAGAAAAUCACAGCUUGUCUGCCCAUUGACUUGAAGGAGGACGACGGCCUGCCCAAGACCGUCUGCGACACUUGCUGUAAAACGCUUGACGUCUUUUUCCAGUUUCGAACCACCAGUCUGGAAAACGAGUUUAUUCUAAAAGAUCUGGCUUCAAAGAUCAAAAGCGAGGAAAACUCCGUUCCGAAAAAUUCAGAAGACGUCCCUUUGGAAAUCGCCGAGGAAGUGGAAUGGGCGGGUGAAGAAGACAGGCCUUCACUCGACAGUGAAAGUGAAGAGCAGGAAGAAGAAGGUAAAGUUGAGGGCGAGCCAAGCGUAGUUCAAGUGCACCAGGAGGUCACUCAACAGAAAAUGAAAGAGCUGGGCCUCGACCUUUGCAAAUUUUGCAAUCUGGUCUUUUUUGAACAUGAACUCAAGGGCCACAUAAAAUCAAAGCACAAAAAAGAGCCUCCAAACAAAAAUAAGGAACUGAUUACGACUGCAGAUUUUAAGAUAAAGUCUGAAACUCUUUCCUGUGAUUUUUGCACCGUAACUUUCCGAUUGAAGGAUCGAAUGUUGGAGCACAUCCUUACACACCUUGGUCAAAAAGCUUAUAGUUGCGAAUUUUGUGACAAACAAUUUUCGAAAAGAGCCUGCUUAAGAAAUCACUCGAAGAGACACACAAAUAUGUGGACUCACAUCUGUAAAUUUUGUGAUAAAGGAUUUGCGGAAAGUACUUCAUUGAAAUAUCACGUUCGGAGUCAACACACCAAGGAAAAGAUUUUUAAAUGCGACAAGUGCAGCAAAUCGUUCUACAAGAAUCAAGACUUGAAGAUCCAUAAAAGACGAAACCACAACGACCAACCAGAAAUAUUUUCACAAGCUUGCCCAACCUGUAAAAAGGUAUUUCAAGAUGAUUACGCCCUCCGACUGCACCUGAAGACGCACAUUCCUGUGGACGAGCGCCGCAAGUACAAGUGCAGUGAAUGUCCGGCUGCAUUUACAGGGACCUCUGGCCUGAAGCGACAUAAACUUGUGCACACUGGAGAAAUGCCAUUUGAGUGUAAAAUAUGUGGUUGGAAAAUGAGGACAAAACGAGGUCAUGAAGUGCACAUGAUCAACCAUUCAGGCGUGAAGAGUUACAUGUGUGAAGUGUGUGGAAAAGCGUUUGCUCUGGACAGCACUCUGAAGGUGCACAAAAGAACUCACACUGGCGAAAAGCCUUACCGCCCCUACCCUUGCAAGGAUUGUGGAAAACGUUUUUCGCAAGUGGGCUCGUACAAAUUUCACUUGCCUCGGUGUGGUCAAGAGAAGAAAAAAGGAGAGACUGUCGACGGAAAUGUUCCAAAUGAAAAAAUGUAAGUUUCUAUAAAAAUUUGUUUCACAAUGUUUCAUUAUAUUUUAAUGCCUCUAUUAAAAUAUUAUAAAUUUAUUAAACUGUUAUUCUGGAUUGUAAAAUAAUCAAAUCUGCUCGAUCGUAAAAUUACCAUAAUGUAAAAAUUCACUUGCAUAAUUAAAAACAAAAACAUUACU
Molecule: messenger RNA, 1772 nt
Organism: Neocloeon triangulifer
Lineage: Eukaryota; Metazoa; Arthropoda; Insecta; Ephemeroptera; Baetidae
Product: zinc finger protein OZF-like
Exons: 4
Coding region: 147-1601 (484 amino acids)
Biological process (GO): regulation of transcription by RNA polymerase II
Cellular component (GO): nucleus
Molecular function (GO): zinc ion binding; DNA-binding transcription factor activity, RNA polymerase II-specific; RNA polymerase II transcription regulatory region sequence-specific DNA binding
Source: RefSeq, a predicted model, not a curated record